This is a messenger RNA of Microthlaspi erraticum, 264 nucleotides long. The record is from the annotation of a GenBank genome assembly. NCBI's taxonomy places the organism in Eukaryota, Viridiplantae, Streptophyta, Magnoliopsida, Brassicales, Brassicaceae.
AUGGAAAGUCAGCAUUCUCCUCUUCGUGAUCCAUUGGUGAGUUCAGUUGACAUGGAAUCCAAGGAGGUCAAGACAACCACCAAUGAUGUGUUCGUCGUAGGCGGCCGUGAAGAUGAAAUAGCUCGAGGAAGACUUAUGGAGAAGCGGGAAGUCUUCCUCGUAGCUCUUUCAUCUUCACGGCUGCCUCCUACGACAAACACAUCACCGGUGGUGGUCCUGACCUCCUUGGAUUACACAUCAACUGGACUCACCAGUGGAUCAUGA